Molecule: messenger RNA, 4005 nt
Organism: Hylaeus volcanicus
Lineage: Eukaryota; Metazoa; Arthropoda; Insecta; Hymenoptera; Colletidae
Exons: 19
Coding region: 342-3380 (1012 amino acids)
Cellular component (GO): intracellular anatomical structure; catalytic step 2 spliceosome
Molecular function (GO): RNA binding
Source: RefSeq, a predicted model, not a curated record
GUUAAACGUAAAAAGUCCACUUUUUAAUUAAAAUCAAAAAAUGUCUCUUCCUUGAUCCUAAUUCUUGAAAAGUGUAGUGUGUUUUUUGUACUAUAUGCGCUUCCAAUGAUCAUAUUUUUGCUAGAACAUUAUACUAACUUGUUAGCUACAAGCUGAUAAUGACACAUUUUGAAAUAUAAUAUAAAAUUGUUAUGCUAAUUCUAUUUCAAAUAAGUUAUCAAAAUCGCUUCAAUAACGUUUUUAGUAAAUUUACCUAUUUCUGAAAGCACAUCCGACUCAGAGGGGAAAAAUGUCUGCGACUUAUUUGAUGUGAUCUAUGGAAUAAAUUUUAACUAUUUCAGAUGACAUCGCGUUCUAAAGUAUCUAAUGCACUGUUAAGUGUUUUAGGGUUUACCGACAGGGAGUUAGUCGAGUUUGUGUUUCAUGGAGUGAAUAAAUCAAAGGAAUGUGGUGAAAACGUAGAAAACUUUUUACAAGAAAAGUGUAAUUUUUCAAUUGAAAUAUCUCAAAAGCUGAAAGAGGCACUAAGCGUGAAUUAUUCUAACACGGGAAACGUAGAUGACUAUAGAAAAGAAGCUAAACGUAUACGUUCAGAUACGCCCAUUUAUGAAGACAAAACGGAAACGAAACCGGAAUCAAGUGAAUCCAAGAUAAAUCAUAACAUGGAGAAAGAAAUAUCAAAACAUUCACAUAAAGCUUCAGAUCAUGAGGAAAAUAACCCAAUUUUGAAUGAUUCUGUAUUUGCUGCCAAAGCUGGACGAUUUGAACAAAAAAAAGAAGAUCCUGUUUACAUGGAGCAAUUACGUGAAGAGGCAAGAAGAAGUUAUUUGAAAAAACGUGAAGCAGAACAACUUGAUCUAUCAGAAAAACUUCUUUCUGAUCGUGAAUGGUUGUACAAGGGUUUGUCUUUUAACAUAUCCGAAGCGGAAAAACAAGAUAUGGAAUUACAAAAAGAAACUCUCACGAUUGCUAAAAAAGUUAUUCAAGAACGUAAAACAAGGGGAGCAUUAGACACGUAUUUGAUGCCAGAAAGCUACGAUGAUGCAACGGAAAAAAGAUUAGCUGUACUUAAGCAAAAGUGGAAAGAAAGUUCUACUAGUGGAGUUUCAGCACCAUCGUUUCUAUCUGAACAGACAAUACUUGAAGCGGACCGUGGUGUUGGGGCAACAGUCCCAACUAUUUUUAAAGAAAAGCAAGCAUUGGCUAAUACAGGGAAAAUGUAUGGGUUCAUGGAUGACUCUGGCGCUGAAAUCGAGUUUGAAGAAGGUGAUUUAUUGGCUGAACAACUUAUAAAACAAUCUGACUCGAUUUACAAUAUGUCACAAAGUGAACGAGAUCAAAAAGCGUUGGAAAAACGUAGAGGUCAAGCUCUCAACUUACAGGAAGAGCGUAAAAAAUUGCCUGUGUCUAACUUUCGUCGUGAAUUACUCAAAUCAAUUCGGCGGUAUCCUGUGCUGAUUGUAGUUGGUGAAACUGGUAGCGGAAAAACUACGCAGAUUCCACAGUAUCUAAUGGAAGUCGGAUAUGGAAAGUUAGGGAAAAUCGGUUGUACGCAACCAAGAAGAGUUGCCGCCAUGAGCGUUGCUUCUCGUGUGGCAACCGAAUGUGGCACUAAACUUGGGCAUGAAGUUGGAUACUCUAUAAGAUUCGAAGAUUGUACUACUGAUAAAACAAUUAUUAAAUAUAUGACGGACGGAAUGCUUUUGCGUGAAAUGAUGAGUGAACCGGACUUAUGUGAAUAUUCUGUAGUGAUGAUUGACGAAGCUCAUGAGCGAACUUUGCACACAGAUGUUCUUUUUGGUCUUCUCAAAGAUUUGUCACGGUUUCGUAAAACGGAUUUCAGACUCAUUAUAUCGUCUGCUACAUUACAAGCUGAGAAAUUUUCAGAUUAUUUUGAUGGCGCUCCUAUAUUCAAAAUUCCUGGUCGUCGCCACCCUGUAACAAUUUAUUACACAAAAGCUCCAGAAGCCAAUUAUUUAGACGCCACUGUUAUUACCAUUUUACAAAUACAUUUAUCCCAGCCAUUGAAUUCAGGAGAUAUUUUAGCGUUUCUUCCAGGUCAACCAGAAAUUGAAGAAGUACAAGAAGAUUUAGAAAAAAGAAUGCGAGGAAGAGGAACAAGUGCUGGAGAACUCAUAGUUCUUCCAGUGUAUAGUACACUACCGUCAGACCUUCAAGCGCGCAUCUUUGAACCAACACCAGAGGAUGCUCGUAAAGUAGUUUUGUCAACUAACAUUGCGGAAACAUCUAUAACGAUUGAUAAUAUUGUUUAUGUAAUUGACCCCGGUUUCGUUAAACAAAAUACUUUUAAUCCAAAAUCAGGCAUGGAAGCUCUUGUUACGGUACCGUGUAGCAAAGCCGCUGUGAAUCAGCGGGCAGGACGCGCUGGACGAGUGAAACCUGGUAAAUGCUUUCGCUUGUAUACAAAAUGGUCUUACGAUAAAGAAAUGGAUGAUUCCAAUACACCAGAACUUCUUAGAUCAAAUCUUGGAAAUGUUGUUCUUACAUUAAAAUGUUUAGGUAUUGAUGACCUUUUGAAUUUUGAUUUUAUGGAUUCCCCUUCGCCGGAAACAUUAAAAAAAUCCUUAGAACUUCUUUACGCUCUUGGAGCAUUAAAUCAAGAGGCAGAGCUAACAAGAUUAGGAAGACGUAUGGCAGAGCUACCAACCGAUCCAAUGUAUAGCAAAAUGAUUUUAGAAGCUGAAAAUUAUCAAUGCGUUAGUGAAUGUAUCACCAUAACAGCCAUGUUGAGUGUAGGAAACUCCAUUUUUUACCGACCCAAAGAUAAACAACUGCAUGCCGAUAAUGCCAGGCGUAAUUUUUUUCGCCCAGGAGGAGAUCAAUUAACACUUCUAAAUGUUUACGAACAGUGGGAAGAAUGCGAUUACUCUAUGGCUUGGUGUUAUGAAAACUACAUUCAAUUCAAAUCCAUGCGGCGCGCUCGAGAUGUGAGAGAACAGAUUUUAGAAAUGCUAGAUCGCAUUGAGGUCAAAUUAUCAUCUAAUGGAGGCGACUCUGAAGCCAUUCGCAAAGCUAUCACAGCAGGAUUCUUCACACAGAGUGCACGUUUACAUCAUGAUGGAAAUUAUACAACAUUAAAAUUUCCACACACUGUGUCAGUGCAUCCUCAAAGCUCGCUUUUUGUUGAGUCAAAAACAGAAGAUCGCGAGUCGUAUUCCUACCAACAACGCAAAAAUGAGUCGAUUGUUCGUCCAUUAUUAGUUAUUUACGCAGAACUUGUUUUGACAACCAAGGAGUAUAUGCGCAACUUAAUAGAAGUUUAUCCUGAAUGGCUUGCUUCGGCAGCUCCGCAUUUUUUUAAACCGGAAGAGCUCUUAACGGAUUCGCGUAAAAAACAAAAAGAGCCUAGUAAAAAGUAAAAUUUUAACACUAAAAAUUAAAAAAAAUGAUCUUUUUUUUAAAAAAAAAAAAUUGGUUUUAUCUUAAAAGAAAACUGUGUCUAUUUUUUUUCUAAAACUAUGACAAAAUUUGUAAAUUUCUUCUUGGGGGUUAAAUAAAAAUUUAAGAGUCUUUUACUUAGUUCUAGCAAUAAAAAAAAUUCAAUUAUGUGUAAAUGCAAUAGUCUAGCUAAAAUUCUGGCGCAGCAAAGUGUUAUCAGGUAGAGAAAAAAAGAGAUUAGUACAAAAAUGACCAACUUAGUCAAGUAAAAAAACUUAUUUUUUCUUCGUAUUUCUCACGUUGUUUGUUUCAAGUGAGAAUCAACAAGGUUGCAUCAAGGGACUUGUUUUAGACCGCGCAAUUGAAAAGUUUAAACGUUUUUUGCGAAAAUGAGUUCAAUCAGAGAAACCCGAGAUUUAUUUGUAACAAUGAAGCGUGUGCAUGAAGGCCUUCUGGUUGCCACAUCUCUCACAAACAUUUCGUUCUUGAAUAAUAAACAAGACCAGUUAUAUCCUAGUUCCUUUCCAUCCAGUUACUCUUCCGAAGGUGUGACGAUAUCGCAAGUAUGUAUAGGGCUAUUAGAGGUUAUUGGAAAUGUUGAUUCUC